Molecule: messenger RNA, 1234 nt
Organism: Chara braunii
Lineage: Eukaryota; Viridiplantae; Streptophyta; Charophyceae; Charales; Characeae
Source: the annotation of a GenBank genome assembly
AGUGUGAUAGUGACCAUCAAGAGUUUGACGGGUUACGGGUCGAACAUGCCGCUGUGCCGUCACUUCGCAGGGCUUUACGAUGACUACAGCAAGCGUCUCCCAACGCCAGUGCAAUACCUCAACCUCGCGCUGAAGGUGUCGAAAGAACGUCCAGUUCUUCCGCGAGAAUAUGUUUUCCGGCUUGUGACGACCCACGAGGGGUCGUCCAGCUUGGCUCAAGAAAACCGUGAGACGCCAGUGGGGCACGGGAGUGCGGUUCGCGGCACAGGGGGUCAGAGCAAGAGGUGCAACAUUCAGACGCAGGGUGACACGUAUUCGAUUCGAGAUGAGACGAGAAGAGAAUCCGGCAUAUCGGGGCAAGAGGUUGGAGGGAGUGAGGUUGGAGGCCUUGGAGGGAUGGGCGUUGUCCGCGAUAGCUCUGGCGGGGAGCCGACUUCUUCGGAGAAGAAGCGCGAGCGACAGAGAAUGGUGCGAGAGGAGGUUGCAGAAGAAAUCCGCCGCAUGAAAAGGAUGAAAGGACAUUCGGAACCGAUGAUUGGCGGGGAUGGAGGUGACAUCGAAGAACGUGCCUCGGGAAAGAGGACGCCAGGGAUGCGUGGCAGACAAGAACAAGGAGUCGAAAAUAGGUUGUCGAAGGAAGAGGGUGCAACGGCAAGUAAGAAAGCGAGGAGGCCCGACGGUUUGACCAUCCGCGAUGGGCAAGCUAUGGGUGGAGGAGAUUCGGCUCAUCCGGGCGUUGCCGCUGCGAUAGAACCUUCAGAGAAAUCCAAAAGGAAACUGGUAGCUGAAGAAGGCGAUGGCCAGAAGAAACCUCGGAGGAGGAAGACUGCUGAGGGGACGACUGGUAGCGAAAUGGCGGUCGGCAGGCAGUACGACGAAGCGGCAGCGUUCUGGCUCGAAUACGAGUGGAACGAUGACGGUGAGACCGUGGAGAAGGAGCUCCUCGUUCAACUGCUCAUCGACCCAAGGAAGGUCUGCGACAUCCCGGCGUGGGAAAGAUAUUACAACCAUCGCAGUCUCACUCGCGAUGGUGUGGACGACAUCAAGGGUGCGAUGCUGCGGCAGUUCCACGAGGAAAAGUGGAAGAUCUGGACAAAAUACCCUUUGGUUCUGGCACCCAUCACAAAGAUGUCUUCAAGCCAGAGGACAAGGACAAGUACAUUUAUUACCCUGUCAACGGGCAACACACCGUGGCUGCUGUAAAGGAGUUGGCCGGUGACCAAAUAUUCAAAUU